Parus major (Great Tit) is the source of this 2177-nucleotide messenger RNA. It is a transcript of the gene BEST3, whose product is annotated as bestrophin 3. The transcript has 10 exons. NCBI's taxonomy places the organism in Eukaryota, Metazoa, Chordata, Aves, Passeriformes, Paridae. Gene Ontology annotation, molecular function: chloride channel activity. The record is from RefSeq and is a predicted model, not a curated record. Bases 171 to 2177 code for a protein of 668 amino acids.
UUAGUGCUCAGCACCAGCAACCCCUUGCUUCAGGUUAAGGGAAGAGCAAGGUGAUUAUUGCAGAUCUGAAGGGGACUUGGUUUAGGACGUCUGAGAAAGAGGAAGGGUCCAGGAUUUGCCUUCGGGCUUGGAUUGCUGAAUCAAAAUAGCAGGCCCAGCUUACCACGACGAUGACAGUCACUUAUUCCAGCAAAGUAGCAAAUGCCACUUUCUUUGGAUUUCACAGAUUACUCCUAAGGUGGAAAGGCAGCAUCUACAAAUUGCUGUACAGAGAAUUUAUUGUUUUUGCUACUCUUUACACAGCGAUAAGUGUAUUAUACAGAUUUUUUCUUACAGGUAGCCAAAAACGGUUCUUUGAAAAAUUAUCAAUUUACUGUGACAAAUAUGCUGAACAAAUCCCAGUAACUUUUGUGCUUGGUUUCUAUGUUACUUUGGUGGUGAAUCGCUGGUGGAACCAGUUUGUGAACUUGCCAUGGCCAGAUCGUCUGAUGUUGCUCAUCUCCAGCUGUGUCCAGGGCAGAGAUGAGUAUGGGCGCUUGUUAAGGAGGACUCUCAUGCGUUAUGUGAAUUUAACAUCGCUGCUGAUCUUUCGCUCUGUCAGCACAGCUGUGUACAAAAGGUUCCCCACCAUGGACCAUGUGGUAGGAGCAGGUUUUAUGACAAGACAUGAAAGAAAACUUUUUGAUGACCUUAAGUCUCCCCACCUGAAAUACUGGGUCCCAUUUGUCUGGUUCGGAAAUUUGGCAUCAAAGGCACGAAAAGAGGGAAGAAUUCGAGACAGUGUGGAUCUGCAGACACUGAUGAAUGAGAUGAAUAAGUACCGGUCAUGGUGUAGCCUUUUGUUUGGUUAUGACUGGGUUGGAAUUCCACUGGUCUAUACCCAGGUUGUUACUCUCGCAGUCUAUACCUUUUUCUUUGCCUGCCUGAUAGGGCGUCAAUUUUUGGAUACUGACCAAGGAUAUCAGGGACACGACUUAGAUAUUUACAUUCCAAUCUUCACACUGCUGCAGUUCUUCUUCUACGCAGGAUGGCUCAAGGUCGCUGAACAGCUCAUUAAUCCGUUUGGAGAAGAUGAUGAUGAUUUUGAAACUAACUGGUGCAUCGAUAGAAAUUUACAGGUUUCACUUCUGGCGGUGGAUGAGAUGCACAUGAAUUUGCCAAGGAUGGAAAAAGAUAUUUACUGGAAUGAUACCUCUGCCCGGCCACCCUACACAAAAGCAGCUGCUGAUUACUGCAUUCCUUCAUUUCUUGGAUCGACUAUUGAGAUGGGGCUGGCUGAUACCGAAUUCCUCUAUGGGGAAGAGUGGCCUUGGGAAGAGGAGAAACACCAGAGACAGUAUUCGGUUUUGAGAAGAGUCAAGAGGUUUCUCAGCGUCCAUGAGGGUCCUUCAUACCCAACUCACCACCGCUACAGUCGGCAGACGAGUGAGAAUUCGGUGUUUUUCCCAGCAGAUGAAAAGGGGCACAUCAGACGGCUGCAGGAAAUGCACACAAGAGGGAGGCACUCUACCUCAAGCUUCAAGAAGAAAUAUGAAGGAGUUACAAGAAGUAACAAACUUCAUGGUAGCCGAGAGCUAGGACCCAUAACAGAAACCUCAAGGAAUGAGGCACAGUUUGGUGACAGUGACACUUCAUCUGAGACAACCAGGCCAGUUCCUGAGGUCAUCGUUUCUGAAGCCCAGGAGAUUGAACCUGAUUUGCUGGACAAACCAGACCUGCCAACAGAGCGCUCUGCAAGCAUGCCAGAAGAGAAGCUCCAAAGGAUCCUAGCUGAGGCAAAUGUGGCUCUUCUAAAUAAACACUUUUUCUCCCCAGAAAUGACUCCAUACCUCUCAAGUUCAGAGGUGCAUCAGUCACUUCCUAGUGUGAUAGGAGAGCAUAAACACGAGCCCCAGGUUAGUAACAUAGCUGGUCUCAUAACAGACCAUGAGAGAAACCUUCAGCGAUGGAGUUUACCAAGCUUCCAUAGUCCUAGUACAGCAUCAAAUGCUGAUGCUACACCACCUUCAACAGAUUCUGGGACAACCUCACAGCAAAGGACAUUCAGUGAUGGAAAAAAUGCUACUUCUGCUUCUGCUCCACAAACAUUUGAGAUGCAGGACUUAUGGGAAAACCUGGACAGUAAAGAAACAGCCAUAGUAGAAUUUUCUAAUGAGGAGAGUGAAAGAAAACUUUGA